Messenger RNA from Prorocentrum cordatum, 3459 nucleotides. Lineage: Eukaryota; Dinophyceae; Prorocentrales; Prorocentraceae. The record is from the annotation of a GenBank genome assembly.
CGAGCACGACACCCUAGCGCAAGCUCUGCCAGGGCAAUUGAGGUGUCACGGCAGCACCGUGUCAUCUCGCAUGGUGCCAGGGGGCGCGGUGGCGGAUAGAUUGAGCAUGCCGAGUUAUUUCGCGCGGGUUGUUAUUUGGACUUGGACCGCAUCCAGGGGCAUCGCCGAGUGUCUCCACGUGUUGUGUAUGUUGACCAGGGUCAUGUUCGAGGCUGGGAACGUGCAGUUCCUCAAGCUGGCGAAGGUGUGGUUGAUUCGAUUGGUAACUGGCGGCAGCACCACGCUUCUGUGUGGGCAGCUUGUCCAGACGAACUUCUGGCCAGGAAGGGGUGACGACGUGCCGACUACUCUCCUAGCUAUCAACAGCUUGCUCCACUGGAUGUGGUUACUUUUACAGUUGCGCGCCUUACCAGCUACAGGAAAGAAGCUCCUUCCUAUCAUCAAAUCAAUCAAGACAGUUGCACCCAUGCUCCUGAUCGUAUUUUUUCUUAUGAUGGCUUUUGUCCACAGCUUCUGGGCAUUGGACCUGGAAAUGGCUGGUGACGUGAGGUUCUUCGAGGUGGCUAAUUUGUUGUUUACUGGUGAGAACUUGUUUGUCAGCCGCCAAGACUUGGAUGACGAACCCGCUGGCAAGAGAGUGCUGCUAAUGGGCUUCACUCUGACAGGACUGUUUGUUUUCUUAGCGUGUGCUCUCAACAUUUUCAUCGCGGUGAUGGGCGACUGCUACGACCUGGAGCAAGAACGCAUGACGUGUUCGUUCCUGCAGGAGAGGGCGCGGAUCUGUUGCAGCGCUUGCCUCGGGCUGAAGCUUCAUCGCAACGGAGUGUGGCCAGGUGCAGCGGCGACAUUCCUUGCGGCGGCCGUCAUCGUUGUCGGCGUGGUUGUUCACAUGUUCGUGUCGGCGGCGCUCGGCGCCUGGGCAGUGGCAGCUGGGCUUGCUUCGACCGUCGAGCUGCUCAGCGCAUGGCGCGUGGCGAACAUCACACACAAGUGGUCCGACAGGUACCUGUGGCUGUGCUACAGAGACUCCGUGGACGAGCACGUGUUCCUCACGGCUGCCGUUGCCGACGAUGCCGUGGACCUCGGGCGCAGCACGCGGCUCAAGCAGCACCUUCACUGCCGCGUGCAGGACAUGGAGGACAAGAUGGGCGAGAUGAUGAGACGGCAGGACUCCCUCCUGGAGAUGAUGGGCCAGCAAAGCUCUCUCCUGGAGCGGCAGCUCGAAGACCAGGCGGAGCUGCGCGCCGCCGUCUCGCAGUUGCGGGCCAGUCAGCGGGAGCAGGGCGAGGUGUGCAGGGAGCUGCUGCAGCUGCAGCAGGCCGCCAGCCGCUCCGCGGGCGAGGCUUCCAGGAUUGGCAGGGCCUUCUGCCGCGCCUCCGAGCGCCGCCCCGCCGGUGCCCAGCCCGCCCUGCGGGACCGCCGCCAGGGCCUCCGCGCCAAGCGGCGCCGGCUCCUGCGCGAGCUCGCGGCGCUGCCGCAGGAGCUCCCCGGCCCGCCGGGCGCGGAAGCUUUUGCCGAGCAGCAGUUCCUGGCCCUCUGCGCGGGCGCGCGGGUAGACCUGAACGAGCACGGGUACCCCCUCAGGGCCGAUGCCAAGGAUUGCCAGCACUAUGUCAAUACGGGCGAGUGCAAGUAUGGGGCUCAAUGCAGGUACAACCACCCCUGCUUCAGUCGAGCGAGCUCUAAAAGUGGCGACGAUUGGCAGAAGAGUAAAUGGGCGAGGGGCUCUUGGGAGGAGUGGAAGACUGGUAAGGACGAGAACUGGAGAAAGGAGGGGCGUUCCGACAGUGGCGAUGCCUGGCAUCAGGAGAACAACUCACGAGGUUAUGUUGCUUCGGAGCGUUGGGAGGACUGGAAGACUGGAAUGGCCGAUACUUGGCAGAAGGGAGCACCACCAAAGCAGCAGGAAUGGACGGACCGGUAUGCACAGGGUCGCGACGCUGAGGUCAAGCUGAACGAGUCUGGAUACCCCCGCAGAGCCGAUGCCAAAGAUUGCGAGCACUACGUCAGAACAGGCGAGUGCAAGUUUGGGGCGCAGUGCAGGUACAACCACCCAAGCUCAGGUCGGGCGAGCUCUGCUGGACAGUGGGCUGCGAGUCAGGGGCAAGACUCAACGUCAAGGCAGUCUGCUUGGCAGUCAGAUGCGUCUCAUGCUUCAUUUCAGACUGCGAGACGUUGGGAGGAACGGAAGAACGGCAAAGCCGAGCACUGGCAGCAGGAAAACAAGGAGUCGCAACCGAGGCAGCAGGAGUGGAGAGAACCGCGAGAAUGGAGUCGUGACGCCGAUGCCGAGCUGAAUGCGAAAGGGUUUCCUCUGCGGCCUGGUGAACAAGACUGCCAGCACUACGUCAAGACUGGCGAGUGCAAGUUCGGGGCGCAGUGCAAGUGGAACCACCCGGAGUACUCCUCCAGGGCGCCCUGGGCGCGGGAGCGGGAGCGGGAGCCGCCGCACCGGGCGAGGCCGAGGGCCGAGGCGGGGGGCGCCCGGGCGGACGAGGGCCGCCCGCCCCAGCCCAGGGCCGGGCAGGGGGCGGCCAGGCAGAGGGAGGCCGACGGCGGCGAGCCGCAGGAGGACGCCGCGCUGGCUGCCGAGGACGUGGAGGAUGAUGGUGAUGACCGGGGGGCCGCCGAGGAAGCGGAGGAGCAGCUGGAGCCAGAGGAGGAGGAGGAGGAGGAGGCCGAGGAGGCGGCAGAGGACGACGCGGCGGACGUGGCGGAGGAGGUGCCAGAGGAGGCGGCCGAGGAGGCAGAGGAGGAUGCCGCGGAGGAUGAUCCGGCGGCGGAGGAGGAGGCGGCGGCGGCAGAGGAGGAGCUGCAGCGCGGCCUGGACAGCCUCCGGCGGUCGCUGCCGGGGGGCGCGGGCCCGCUCCCCGCUGCGUCCGCCGCGGCCGGCGGCCGCCGCGCUCCGGCGCGGCCUUCUAGCCGCUUGCCGGACGAGGACGAGCCGACCACCGUGGUUGUGCCCGCGGCCGAGGCCGAGGAGGAGGAGGAGGAAGAGGAGUUCGAGGCCGAGGGCGGGUACGACGUCGAAGAGGCGGCGCCCGUCGCGGGCGGCGCCCGAGGCGCCGCGCCCAGGCGGCCCGCCGGGCGGCCCACCGCCUCGACCGCGGCCGAGGCCGACCCCGAGGUGGCUCUCCCUGGCCUCCGCCUGAUCGGCGUGCCCGCGGAGUUCGAGGAGGGGGACGUCCGCAGGCUGCACGACGGGACGGAUGUGGCGGACGCGCAGGUGGUGUCCGUCGAGUUGGAGGACCCGAGCGGCGGGGCGCGGUGCUGCACCGUCCGGUACCAGGUGAACAGUCUGAAUCGCCAGAGGUUGCCCGAAUGUAGUCGCGCACCGCGCGUCGCGGCCUGGUCGCGUCGCGCCCAGGCGGCCCUCGCAAGUGCGAGAAGAUAUCCGCGCGUGGCGCAUCCCUGACAUCCGCCAGUGAAAUUCGUUCAAUCCGCAGCGCCAGACCGCUU